This is a messenger RNA of Alternaria conjuncta, 1095 nucleotides long. RefSeq lists its product as uncharacterized. The transcript is spliced from 2 exons. The record is from RefSeq and is a predicted model, not a curated record. NCBI's taxonomy places the organism in Eukaryota, Fungi, Ascomycota, Dothideomycetes, Pleosporales, Pleosporaceae. Bases 1 to 1095 code for a protein of 364 amino acids.
AUGAUUCCACAAGAUGCAGCCCCUCCCGCACAAGGGCCGAACGAGACCAGUUAUUUCUUUAGCCUACUCAAUCGCGACGUCCGAAACCUAAUCUACGAUCAUAUGACGCUUGGUCAAAUUCGUAACAAAGACGCGACCCAAUGGAUUGGCUUCAGAGGUACCUGUCGGCAGGCAAAACAAGAAGCUGAAGAGGAGGGCGUGCGCCAUCUAUGGAUUAAAUUCACCAAGACCACAGGGUUUGAUCUGAGGCUACCGCGUCAACUGAAAAAGAUGGAAGACUUUAUUGGACUGACAGAAAUGACGCUGAUCACCAACGCACCUGUUCACGUACUCGACCUUCGCCAGGAUUGCUGUCCUCGCACUGGUCUCGAGGACUUGCUCUGUAUUGAGAUCGAGGGUAUUGCUCUUCAUUACACUGGUGAACAAACACCGGAUAGCCCGAAAGAUCUGACAGAAGCUGCCGUACUAAUGCUAUUAUGUCUGGUGGAAAAGAGUUGGGAAAAUCCCCACAGGAUGGGUAUCACACCAUGUUCGUUUCAUAACAACGACAUUACUAUCUCGUGGGAUUAUCGCAGCCGUACUCGCGAGGAUGAAUACGAGAGCGUCCCAACCUACCAACUCAAGAAAGAACUUUGCAAUCGAGGUGUCACAUCAAAAGAUAUGCCACACCGCAAGCCCGCUGUGAUAGAUGUUCUUCUCUCACAAGAUGCCAACAAGCUGCGUGCCAUUAACGCCACAACUUCAGAGCCAGCUACAGGCUCUCCGCAAGUACUGGCUGGAAAACGGUUCUAUGUUGUAGAGGUAGAUGGCUCACUCGAUACCAUGGCGUUCGAAAGCGAUAUACCGCCUUUCCAUGCGGAUACCAACCUUUUCGAUCCCCAUAAAUCAAGAUUCUAUGCAGACACAUCGCUAUUUUACGCUACCAACCGACGGAACUCCGUUGGCAUGGUGCGUCUGGGUGAGAUUCAUUAUUACUUUGGUGGAGGCAUGUGCGAGUCCUUGAUACAAGACGUGUGGGACGAAACGAGGAAAGAGGAUCAAGACAGGGUCUCUGUACCAGUUGAGGUCUGCUGGAAUGGUAUCAAAUAUGACUAA